AAAAUACCAGUUCGACUAUGGCUGGCGUAUGUUUGUUGUAUCAAUUUGUGUGUCAAUUAUCAAUUAACCCUUGUUAAAUAAUGGCCUGUUGAUUAUUAAAAAGCAGAGCUUAAAUAAGAUUCUAUCGAUGUGAAGUGUAUCUAGUGUGUGAACCAUGGCAGCUGGUGGUGAGGAUCUGUGGCGCGAGUGCGCGGCUUGGCUUACGAGAUGUGGAUUAUUGCGGCCAGAUCACAAGGCGAAUUGGGAGACGAGUACGAUUCAUGAUUUAGCUUAUACGCUGCGAGAUGGAGUACUCCUGUGUAACCUUUUAAAUGUCCUUCAUCCUGGGUGCAUAGAUAUAAAGGACGUAAAUCAGCGCCCCCAGAUGGCUCAGUUCCUAUGCAUGAGGAAUAUCAAAGUAUUCCUAAGGACCUGCCAUGAAGUGUUUGAACUGCGAGAGACAGAUUUGUUUGACCCCUCCAUGCUGUUUGACUUGUCCAACUUCCACCGAGUCCUCUGCACGCUCGCCAAACUGAGUCAAUGUCCCAAGGCGUUGGCUAAAAGUAUAAAGCCAUUCUCAGCGAACAGAACGCAGUCAGAAGAGGACAUAUACAAAGACCUGCAGUCUGUGUAAGUAUAGCGAGUAUUAGGUUAACCCUAAGCCAAUUGCGCGAUCUAAGUUAUAAUGGUGUUCAGUAGCGCGUGCCAGUCGCUGGACAUACCGCCGUCGUACGAGACGGUGCAGCCGCAGUGUAGCGAAGUGCCGUGGGUACAGUUCACGAUACCCAGCAGUAACUGCGAGGAGCGAGUCGAGGAGAUAUACGAGGACCUGUGCUAUGUGAAGCUGAAUUCGGAAGUGCCCGAGCUAGCGUCGUCUUCACAUAGCUUAGAGAAACGGGAUUAUGUCAUACGAGAGUUGGUUGAUACGGAGUGCAACUAUGUGGAUGUGUUGAGCAAAAUAAUUAAAUACUUUCUGCGGCCGUUGACGCCGUACCUGAAGCCGCAAGAUAUGCAAGUUAUUUUCUUUGGUGUUAAGGAAUUGCACGAGAUCCACACGGGCCUGCUGCGGCAGCUGCGUCUCGCGACCGAGGUCUGCGUGCCGGGCAGCGGGGCGCCGCGGCUCGCUGACGUGUUCCUCGCGUGGCGGGAGAAGCUGCUGCUGUAUGGGGACUAUUGCUCCAACCUGACGACAGCGCAGGACACGCUAAAGACGCUGGACGCGAGGGAUCCGAUGUUUAGCAAGCAGCUGGCGAAAUGUCAAAAAGAGCACAGCGACGGCCGCAUCCAGUUGCGCGACAUUCUAUCAGUUCCGAUGCAGCGGAUACUCAAGUACCAUCUGCUUUUGGACAAGCUCGUGCAAGAAACUCAACCAAAUCACGAAGAGUUCCGCGGGCUGGAGCGCGCCAAGGAGGCGAUGGUGGACGUGGCGCAGUACAUCAACGAGGUGAAGAGAGAUAGCGAAGUGCUCGCGUUGCUGGCUAAAGUGCAGGAGAGCAUCAUAGACUGGGACGGCGGCGAGCUGGGCGCGGGCGGCGCGCUGCUGGCGGCCUACGGGCGCCUGCUGCUCGACGGCGAGCUGAAGGUCAAGGCGCACGAGGACCAGAAGCUGCGCUCGCGGUACGUCUUCGUGUUCGACAAGCUGAUGCUGCUCUGCAAGCCGGUCAAGGACAACCAGUACUCGUACCGCGUGGGCAUCCGGCUGGCGGAGUACCGCGUGGAGGAGGGCGGCGGGCGGCGCNNNNGAACUAUAAAUGGAAGCAUGAUGUUAAAUUUAUAUUUAUUAAAUUCUAGUAGUCAUAGGUUAGUUUUUUUGUAUUAAAAAUGACAUGGAGCAGUUAAAUUAUAAUUUAUGCAUUUCAGAGACAAUUUAGAGCCUGCUGGAUGUCGAAAUACGAAUCACAAGUUUGUGCUGCACACAUUUGAGAAGCCAGCUACGUGCCAUCACUGUUCGAAGUUCCUCAAAGGCAGAAUAUUCCAGGGCUACCUGUGCUCCGUGUGCAACGCGUGCGCGCACAAGGACUGCAUCGCGCUGUCGGGGCGCUGCGGCGGCGGGCUGUCGGUGGCGCCGCCGCUGCCGCCGCACAGCCAGCAGCCCGACCACGCGCUGCACUACUACAUGUGGUACGUGGGCGAGAUGGGGCGCGAGACGGCGACGGCGCGGCUGGAGCGGCGCGUCGACGGCACGUUCCUGCUGCGCGUGCGCCCGCGCGCCGCGCCGCACGCGCCCACCGAUACGCACUACGCGCUCUCGCUCAAGACGGACAACACGGUGAAGCACAUGCGCGUGUGCCGCAAGCCGAUCGAGUCGGUGCCGCACUACUUCCUGUCCGAGUCGCGCUUCUUCCGCAGCGUCGUCGAGCUCGUCACCUACUACGAGCGCGUCAGUCUCGCCGAGAAUUUUGUGGGGUUAAACUCGAGCCUCAAAUGGCCGUUCCGACGCGUGGUCGCCUCCGUGAUCCACGACUUCCGGCCGCUGGAGGGCAGCCAGCUGGCGCUGCGGCCCGGCGCCAAGGUGCUCGUGCUGAGCAAGGAGGGCGACAGCCGCGGCUGGUGGAAGGGCCGCAUACUCGACAAGGGAGACAACCGCUCCGGCUACUUCCCGAAGGACUGCGUGGUGGAGGAGCCAGAGUGUAUCGGAGCCCUCGACUGAUGUUAUUUUUGCCUCGCCGAGCGCGAGAGGCACUACCUGGAGCAGCUCAUGGAUGACCUGGUCUGAAUGGCCUAGGAACAAGUGUCCUGGGUCCCAAGUCCUGGUGUGAAUGACCUAUGUUCGAUGUUCUGGAAUGACCGACCUAGGUCUGCUGGAUACACUACGGGUAUCGGCAUGGUACAAACGGAAUAACCGAAGAUGGAUGCAGUCGUUCAAGCGAGGCGCUAUUUUUGUGUAUUAUUUAUUAAAAAACUAGGUAUGCAAGUGAAUAAGUGUUGAGGGAAGUGUAAUCUCCUUAGUGCGUUGGAAUGAAGUGGUUUUUUGGGUAAUACUGUUAUUGUAGUUUUGUGAUUUGAACCUUAACGCUAUACACAUAAGGUUCAAAAUCUAAUAUAAUUUAAUGUUGUUGUAUGAUAUGGAUUUUUAGGUGCAUUAUAACAGUAUUUUCCACAUAUUCACUUUACCCAUCAGUGAUAUUGUAUUAAGUGUCUUAUAUGUGAAGUUGUGAAUACACUUUAGUUAGAACAGAAGGACUGUGAAUGUAAGUCAGUUUUAUUCUAUUGUAGAUAGUAUAUAUGAUAAUAUAUUAUAUGAAAGUAAUCACCCUGAUACAUUCUGCUAAACUGAGAAGGAAACGUUUGUUCUAAUUCUCAAAAUAGCAUUGGUGAAAUUAUCCCAGUUAUUCUAAAAUACGAAAUAUAAAAAUCAAUACAUAGUGAUAUUGAAAGGCCAAUAAAUUCAAUGCAAUUUGAAAAUUGAUUAUGUCAAAGGUGCGGAUACAUUGAAUCUAUUGCCUUCAUUUAACAUAAUUCUCAUCAGUGCAAUAAUGCAGUAUAAUUAUUUAAAAAUACUCUACACAUUAUUCGAAUUCGUGUGUGCUAGAGGUACUGUGUGUUAUAUGAAAUCAAUGUUACAUGCCCACAAUUGUGGAUUGUUAUAUUCUGUAGAAAAUUGGUGUCACGCACAGAACUAUUGAUACUAAUUAACAUUCAAGUCUUCGUAGUUUCGUUUCUUUCAUAGUCGUCUAUUAAAAUUGAAAUAUAAUAUCAAAUUUAGGAAAUAACAUACUUAAAAAUACAUACAGAGACUAUUUUCAAUUGUUGGAAUGAUUGAAAUUUUACGAUGUAACGUGUGUAAGAAAAUUAUCAAUGUUAAUUGUACAGAUGUUUAUUAUGAUAAGCUCUCAACUGUUGUCUGUCGCACAAUCAAAUUAUAUUUAUGCUCUCUUCAAUACAUAGCACAGAAUGGUCUUGAUGGUGCGUAAAAUGCUUUAAAAUUUGCCAAGUUUAGGUUAGGAGCUAGUUCAGAUAGUGUGGAAUUGUUUAGUUAAACUGAUAGUCUAGUUUUUUUCACCCUCAUAAGGGUAGUUAUAAGUUUAACGUUUGUCUGUGCCAUCUUAGAUUGUUUGGGCUCAAAGAUUCAUCUCAUCAAUGCUAUGAACUUACCACUGUUUUAUUUUAAAACCGUUUUAAUUAUAAUUGUAAAUUAUAAAUACUAUUGCAGCUAAGAGCUAUAUACAGUUUUUUUUUAGGAAUAAAAAGAUGUUAAAAUUCUCAUAGUGAAUGUAAAAUGAGCGGAGAAUGAGUUUAAUAACACUAGUUCUUCUCUUAGAAUUCCUGUAUCAUUACAGUUUUCAUCAGUGUGUGGUCUUGGUGUACCAUAUAAGAAAUUAUUCAUUAUUUUACUAAUCAUAAUUAGAUCAGAAGUCCAAAGAUCAGUGUGGGGUUUUGAAGCGAUCUCAAUUAUUAUUAAUAUAUCAAUCAAGAAGGUAUAUAAAGAGGACUUUUUCAGGUUCCACAAUAUCUGAAUUAGAUUAAAUAUCUACUUGUUUACAAAAUAUGGUGGAAUAUUCUAGAUUUCUCUGUAGAAAUGUUGUAUCUAUGUAAUAAGUGUUACGAAUUGUCUAAAAAAAUAUAUAAGUACACUAUAAAUAAAAGUCGAUCAUAUGGUUAAUAAGAGCAAAGUUCUAAUUGAAAUGUUUUAUUAAAAUGUGAUUGCUACAGGCCACAGCUUAAUUAGUGAAUAAAUUUGUUACACUUCCAUGUUUAUCUCAACGUUUUACGCUCAAGUCUUCUACACUAUUGUUAAGUAUUUAUGGAGGGAAUCCAAUAAAAUAGCAUUAAUGCGACAAUUAUUUGAAAGUUCUUAACAACUUUAGUGAGAAAACAGUGCCAAAAUGUUUUUGACAGCUAUUUAUUGUAGCACAACAUAAUUAUUUUCAGGUUAUUAUUCAUAUGCAGGUAUGAUUUUCAUUGUUACAAUGGAUAUUGAUAAUCAAAUAUGGUAUCUAUACUGUAGACCUUAAGGUAUGUUUUAAAUAUUGUCUCACUCGUUCUUGAUGAUAGCCUAGCCAUGUUAAUUUGUUUUUAUGGCGCCAAAAAAUCUGUUUUAUUCAUAAUAUUCGGUAUAAUUCAUACUUUUUCGAUGUCUCGAUUUUCGUUUUUGUAAUUUUAAUUGAUUAGCAGAAAAUUUAAUUCUAUAUUUAUAUAAGUUAUUUUGCAGCUACUGCGACUAAUGUUUGCAUUUUAUGCAAAUUAAUGAUUAGAAAAAAUAUACAUAUACUUGUUCAUGGAGCCCAUUUGACUUUAAUGUUAGUUUUUAAUGAAGUUAUUACAAUUAUAAUAUGUGACUUGUAAUUAAUUUUAUGGUAAAUAUUAAAUUGACAAAAUGCAUGACAAGAUUUUUAAAAGUCGUGCUAUACAAAUGAAAUCCCACCAAAUAUCGUAUGAAGUGUUCCACAUUCCACACUAUUUUACCUUUAUUUUUUAAUCUUCUUCAUUUACAAAUAUUUUUAUAUAUCACACGUGUAAAUAGAAAUUUAAUAUACAAACAAUGGAUGGACAUGCUAAAAAAAAUAUUUAUUGAGGUGACAACUUCUUAUCGGAGUUUUGUUACGUGGCGCGUUACGGUGCCAGUCUGGCUCCCCUUGCUCUCAUGCAUGAGACAGGGGUAGCCAGGCUCUGCCUCUCUCACUCUUACCUACAGCUCUAGCCGCUUUUUAAUGAAGGCUAAUUAGCUAUUAACGUUACCCCUAAGCUAUAUUUAUAUUAUAUACUUCAAUCCUUCAAAAAGUUUUAAUGUUAUUUCUAUAUUGAGUAUACAAUCGUAACAUACUAUUUUUCAAAAUACAUUUAAAGCUACCAGUCACAAGUACGUAACAUAUAAAUAUUUUUCGUAAUAUAGUAAUUGGGAAGGUGACGAUAGAAUGUUAAAAUUAACAAUGCGAAUGUCAACUAUUGAAAAUGUUAGUGUAAAUAAUUACGUAGUGAAAUCUGUAAACGAAUUGAUGUUUACAGCGUCUAUUUUAAUAUAAUUUGUGUAAAUAUGAUUAAUUAUUAUAUAAUACAUAAAUAUCAAAUAGCAACAAAGCUUUUGUUUGUCAUCUGCGACUAUACGUGUUUGCAGCUUUAAAAUGGUAUUAAUAGUAUUUUAUUGUUUAGUGCGCAUUGUCAUAAUUGACUUUUCAAUAUUUAUUACACACUAGCAGUUCGUCCCGGCUUCGCCCGCGGUACAUAUAUAGCAUAUGUCACUCUGUGAAGUUGCAGCUUUCGAAUGGUGAAAGAAUUAUUUGAAAUCGGUCCCGCAGUUUUUGCGUGAAGACGUUAGAAAAAUUAAAAAUUUCCAUUUUAUCUAAUAUUAGUGUAGAUGGAUAAACGCAAUGCGGAUUUAAUCAUGACAGGGAAAUUAACUCCAUACUCAAAUUAUUUGGUGAAUAUUGUACGUGUAUAAGAAUUGGUAAUUAUAAUAAUUGUUAGUUUGUUAUUAAAUGUUUUCUUCACGGUUGAAACGAAUAAAUGUUAUUCGAUAAGUUGUAAACGAAAUUGAUUUAAACAGUAGAUUGCACUGGUUCAGAUGUGUGUCAUAGUUAAGUCAAUGUUUUUGGUGUUAUGUGUCUAUUUAAUAUUAUACCCACUUAUGUGAGCCAUAGCUAAUGUUUUUCAAACUUUGUCUUAUAAAAUAGGAUGCAGUCAGUUUUGUGUAAAAUAAAAAAUUAAAAUCUCUUCCUUUAUUAUAUAUUGAAACCGCAAUGUAAUGUAAUACUUAAUAGGAUAUACGUAUUAAAGAUAUUUAAAACUAGCUAUGCCCCGCGGUUUAACCCACGUCGUACGUGUUAUAUAGCAGAUAAUCUUCACUGGAAGGAAUUGUUAAAUCGGUCCAAUAGUUCCGGAGAUAGCGCGUUUAAACAUACAAACUCUUCAGCUUUAUAUUUUUAAUAUAGAUAAAUCACUUAUGUUUUAUUUACCGGCAACUAAUUUUGUAUGUUUAGCGAUUACUCAUUCGGUUUCAUUUGCCUAAAGGACACCCCACGUCAUCUAUUGAGACGAUCUCGACCAAUAUGAAACAUUAUUUAACGAUUUUUUCCAAUUUUUAAUGAUAUAUGGAUUACUAGAUACUUUAAGGUAGGUCGUUUGGUUUGACUCAGUGUUGCUUAACCGUGACCGCUAUAAUGAAUCAAGGUUAAAACCAUAUACAGAAAGUCUCGAUUCUAGUCUAGAAUCGUAUCUGGGUUAAAUGCUAUAGCGUCCGAUUGAGCUAACACUAACAGAAGGUAUAGAAAAGUAUCACGUACGUUUUUGGAGUAUAACUUUGGACUUGUCGUUUUUAAGUAAAAAAAUUCCUAUGAUGAUAUGGAUUUUGUAUUAUUAUUGUUUCGAUUAUCUGAAAUAAUAAUUGCUAUGAAAUAUGCAUUCUGUGAUCUUAGAAUCAACCAAAUAUAUAGAAGUUUAUAUUGUUAAAUCAGUUUUUUCUUUACAUGUUUGAAUCUCCGUUAAAAUGAUUAAAUUGUUCAUUUAAAUUCAUACUUAUGAACGUUUUUGACACUGCCUAUAUUCUACUUAAGUUGCGUUGUACGCGUUAGUGGUAUUUUUUACGGUAAAUAUUGUAAAAAGUUCAAAUGCAAUGCAAUUAUUUUAGAAAUUCUCUAUUGUUUAAUGUACCUAUCACGUUUAUAAAGUUGGUGCUAUCUAAUUUUGUGUUCAGCGCUUAUUACGAGAUGCACAAGUACGCACGCAGUACAGAUGUAGUGUAAAUGUAUUUUUAUAUUAUUUAUGACUGUAAAUAAACUGUGUAAAAUGGCAUAUCUCAUUGUUCUGUAGUUAGAUAUCGUAAGAAAUGAAAAUAAAUGGUUGGCAAUUA
This is a messenger RNA of Zerene cesonia (dogface butterfly), 7765 nucleotides long. It is a transcript of the gene Vav, whose product is annotated as protein vav. Gene Ontology annotation, molecular function: protein binding; guanyl-nucleotide exchange factor activity. Gene Ontology annotation, cellular component: cytoplasm. The record is from RefSeq and is a predicted model, not a curated record. The transcript is spliced from 15 exons. Gene Ontology annotation, biological process: regulation of GTPase activity; cell migration. Lineage: Eukaryota; Metazoa; Arthropoda; Insecta; Lepidoptera; Pieridae.